This is a messenger RNA of Oppiella nova, 300 nucleotides long. The record is from the annotation of a GenBank genome assembly. NCBI's taxonomy places the organism in Eukaryota, Metazoa, Arthropoda, Arachnida, Sarcoptiformes, Oppiidae.
AAAGGCGUCUCUUAUAUUCACGGCAGUAGUGGCGGACAGUUCGUCAUCGAGACGUACAUUAUAUUCAUAUUAAACGCCGCCAUCACUUUUGGUAUGAUUUUGAUGAAUGAGGCGAUGAAAGGAAAGGGAGACUCGAAAAAGAGGAAAAUUAUGGCGAUCGUCGGCAUGGGAUUAGUGGCCGUAUUCUUCAGUUCAUUGAUAUCCAUAUUCCGGAGCAAAGCUCACGGAUAUCCCUAUAGUUUUCUAUUCAAAUAAACGCAAUAACUGUCCAUAAGUUUUGUUAUUACUAGAGAUGCCUAC